Molecule: messenger RNA, 4414 nt
Organism: Argiope bruennichi
Lineage: Eukaryota; Metazoa; Arthropoda; Arachnida; Araneae; Araneidae
Gene: Dp
Product: transcription factor Dp-1-like
Exons: 12
Coding region: 417-1928 (503 amino acids)
Biological process (GO): regulation of cell cycle; regulation of transcription by RNA polymerase II
Cellular component (GO): nucleus; transcription regulator complex
Molecular function (GO): RNA polymerase II transcription regulatory region sequence-specific DNA binding; DNA-binding transcription factor activity, RNA polymerase II-specific
Source: RefSeq, a predicted model, not a curated record
CAAUUCUCAUUUUCGGAUCGAAAUUAGCGGGCAUCAACGUGAAACGUUUCGCUCUCUGUAUCAAAAAAUAUUUUUUUUUUGUUAGAUAUGUAGCGUUUGAAGUUAUGUAGAUGCGUAUUGUUGUAUCUUAAGUUGCCUAGUUACAAUAUUUUCGUUGAUUUCAUAUUGUUUUUUAUUUUAAAUGGUUUUAAAAAAUUAAUUUUAAAUACACAUGUUUUUAACAAUUUGAUUGCGCGGUCGCCAUCUUGAUGUGUAUAAAUUAUUAAUUCAGAAUAAAUUAACAGAAAAACCGAAUUUAUCGAUUUAUUAUCAAGGCUGGAACAAAAUAAAGACUUUAGUUAUGCUAUAUCAAGUUUUAUCAAGCAAAUAAUAAAAUCUUAUUUCAAAUUUACUCAAUCCAAAACAUCGCCUUAAUCAUGUCCCAUAGUGCCGCUUCACUGGUAAAUCUUUGGGAAUAUGAAGGACAAAACAAUGCAACAACCUCUGUUGGAAAUAAAAGUACUGAUCCUAAUGUUCGAACACUGUCACCUGUUAAAGCAGAUCUUAUUAAGUACUAUAAGAAGCAUGGACUGGAAAAUAUUGCCAAAGAAGUUGGAAUUAUUCGUCCCAAUGGAGAAAUUACUAGUGGUAAAAACACCAAUCAACCUAGAGAGCUUAGAGCCCAGAUCAUUACUCUACCUGUUGUUAGUACACCUACAACAAUAGCCAUGUCACCUUUUAAGGUGGAGCCAGCUAUCUUACCAAAAACUGUUCAUUUACCUAGUUCUCCUGUGAUUCUCAGCACUCCACAAAGAGUUGUUGCAAAUGUUAUCAACAAUACACGGACUCCACAACAUUUGCUACCAGCUCCUGAACAUACUAUUAGUGGUUGGUCAGCAAAGCGUCCCUAUGACUGUUCUGAAGAGUAUCCUGAAAGCAAGCGGUGCAAGAAGGGAGAAAAAGGGGGCAAGGGCCUUCGUCACUUUUCUAUGAAAGUAUGUGAAAAAGUGCGAAAAAAAGGAACAACCUCCUAUAAUGAAGUGGCCGAUGAGCUGGUCGCAGAGUUUUCUGAUCCUCAUCGGCAUAUGUGUCCAACAGACCAGGCUUAUGAUCAGAAAAACAUACGAAGAAGAGUGUAUGAUGCUUUAAAUGUUUUAAUGGCCAUGAAUAUUAUUUCAAAAGAAAAGAAAGAAAUUAAAUGGCUUGGGUUGCCAACUAAUUCUGCUCAGGAGUAUCAUAAUUUAGAAAAAGAAAAAUUGAAAAGAAUUGAAAAAAUUAGACUGAAGACACAACAUUUACAAGAAUUAAUACUUCAACAAAUAGCCAUAAAAAAUUUAGUUGCAAGAAAUAGGGAAAUGGACCGUCAAAGAAAAGGGCCACCUCCAACUAACAAAAUUCGUCUGCCAUUUAUUUUAUUAAAUACUCAUAAGGACACUGUUAUUGAUUGCAACAUUUCUGGUGAUAAGAAAGAAUAUAAAUUCUGCUUUAAUGAUGUAUUUCAAAUCAGUGAUGACACUGAUGUUCUGAAGAGAAUGGGUUUGGACUGUGGUUUAGACAAAGGCACGAGUACUCCUGAAGAAGUGAAUAAAGCAAAAAGUCUGGUUCCUAAAGCUUUACAACCUUAUAUCACAUUAAUGUCUCAGGGAAAAACUGAUUUGCCACCUGGAAUGAUUUCUGAAGGAAAUGGGGUGAAAAUUGAAAGUGAAUAUUUGAAUGAUCCAUCCAGAUAUGUUUUCUGUGAACUACAAGAAGCUUCAUCUUCAUCUUCUGGUCCUGGGUCAGAGUAUGUGGACAUAGAGAACACUCUGAGUAGUACCAAAUCUGUGUUAUCUCGUCAGUCAAGUGUUGGUUCUCUCUCAGAUCUGCCAUCUCGUCCUGGGACUAGCACACCCUCUGAAGAUUUCUCUGAUUGCGAAUCUGAGUCGCUUGAUGGAGAAGAAUCAAAUUAAAAGGUCCAUAAUGCAAGAAAAAAAACAAUUCUUUCUUUUUUUUAAAUUUUAGGCAUUAUUUAACAUUUUGUCAUAUCACAGUUUGAUUCAAAAAUAAAAUGCUCGCAAACAUGCGAGAACUAGCAUGCCAUUUUUGCGAUUCUCUGACUGACAGAAUACCAUGUACCUGAAGUGCACUGAAUACUCUACUAAGACUUAUACCUUUCUCUGACUAUCUAGGCAAGAAUUUGACUUGCCUUUGUGAUCAAGCCUCCUUCCAUCCAGUACUGUUCUUUUCUCUUUGUAUGCAAAACAGAGUGUGCAUUGUAUGAACUGUAUAGUGGAUGCUGGAAUUCCAUUCAUGUUUUGUAUUGUCUUGCAUCUCCUGGGUUGAUAGCCAGUGGAUGAAGUCGAUUCUUUCUCUUUAUUUUUUAAAAACAAAGAAAUCUUCAUGAUAGAACUUAUGUACAGGUCACCAAUUUGUGUGACAUUUUUUUUCUCUCCCAAGUGUGCAGAUGAGAUAUAUUUGUGCUAAAACAUUUCUGAAAAAUAUUAGAACAAUGCCAUUAUUACCAAAUGUACACGCACAAGUCUUGUGUAACAAGAUGAACUAUGCCCAAAUAUUUUUCAUUUCCUCUGAUUUUUUUUCUUUCAUACACCACAUAGUCAAUUUUUUCUUUCUUUUUUUAGCUCAAGGAAAACAAAAUGGCAGAAUAUUUUGUGGUAUUCCCAGAAAUUCUAGCAUGAUAUCUUUCCAUCUCUUUAUUUUUUCAUAUUUUUAAUUUAUCACAUCUUUUUUCCCCCCCUGUCAUAGUCUGUUAUUAUUGAGUGAAAUCACAGCUACCAAUGAUCUUAGCCGAGUUAAUCUACCAGAAAGGCAUAAAAGUUUAUCCUGGUAUUUUUAGGAAAUAUAAUUUUUGCACUAGCUUAUCUUAAGGAUAAAUUUUCUGUAGCUCAGGCAAAUUAAAAGGCAUGUUGUUUUUUAAUGUAUGUGAUAAAUGAAACCUUGACUUACAGCAGCAGUUAGUUUGACUAUUUUAUGCACUGUGAUACAGUUCAACUGAUAUUUCAAUAGUAGCAACAUGCCCAAGUAUGUGAAACUUUAGUUGGUAGCUCUGAUCUCACAUUUUGACAAGGAUAAAUUUUCCAUCUGCAUAUUAAUGUGUUUUCGAUUUCUGUCAACGAAGUAGAAUAUCAAUCUCAGCCAUAAUGGAAUGACUUUUAAGUAGAGCUUAAAUAUAUCACAGUUUGUAAAGCAAAAUUAGUUUUCAUUGUGCUUUUUGUAAAAUCUCCCAUUUUUAACUUUGUAAAUUCUUUUCCUUAAAAUUUUUCUCCCUAAAUUUUUUAUUUUUCUGUGUUAAAUGAUAGCAAUUUUUGAAGGGGUUAUGAGAAGAUUAAAGUUAAAAUUGGAUAUUUGCUUCAAACCACAGUGCCAAAUAACAGCUAAUUCUGGAAUAUUCUGUACGUAUGAAGGACAAUUAUGUACACAUUCAAAAGUUUUUGCAAACCUUUUUAUGAUUAAUGGAGUUUUAAGCUUGGGAUUAAUCAUAGGAAAUGUAAUUUUAAAUUAAGAAAAGUGUAAUGCAACUUCAAGUUUGACAACUUAAAAUGCUAGUCGAUUUAAAACAUCAUUUCAUUUUGUACGGGUUAUUAAAAGUAUAAUUUACUGUGUAGUCUCAUUGCACUGUUAUUUUCUGUAUAGUUAACAGUAAUUAUAGCUCGAUAUUGUAUGUUGCUUUCGUUUUGUGUUCUUAUUAAUAUACAUUAUUUCAAGUACUUCAUUUUAUCAGGGCCAGUUUCUCUUUUAUGAUUUCUAAUUAAUGGAAAUGGAUUUUAUAAACUGGUUUUAGAUACAAUAAAUUGUAAAAUCAUCUAGUCUGAUUACAAGCAAGACAAAUUUUGUUUAAACCUGCAAGAAAAAAAAAUUAUGCUCUAUAAUAAUUGCAUCUUGUAAUACUGUAAAUUUGUUACUUUCCAGUUUAUUAUGAGUUGCUGAUGUUAAGUUUUUCAACUUUGUGGAGCCGUUUUAAUUAUGAAAGCUUUGAAAAUGUAUAUUUGUUUUAUAUCUUUAUGAAAUUUUAGACAUAGAAAUAUUGGUUUUAACAGAUUUCAUACUCUAUGGUUGAAUGAUUUGUUAUACAUUAUAUAAAUAUUUUACCAAAAAAUUUUUACCUGCAUAGGUUGUCAUAGUGGCAUUGGAAAGAAACUUGGAUGAGUGGCUGAAUGAAUGAGUUUUAUAAAUUAUUUACCCAUCAUUGCUAUUUAUUUUAUUUACAUUAAUUUGAACUAAGAUUCAGUAUUAUACUUUUUAUAUUUAGCUUGAUUUCUUAAGAAGUGGAAUUAAAAUUAUAACUGAAGUUAUCCUCCCAUUCCAGCAAUAAAAGUUGAAAGUUUUAAUUUUCAGACUCAAAGAUUUAUUGUUAUAUGUAUUUUACAUGUAAAGCCAUUAAAUGUACACAUUGUUGUAUAAACUGCUUUGUGUGUCAAGUAGUUAACAUGUUUUAAAA